Molecule: messenger RNA, 2100 nt
Organism: Brenthis ino (lesser marbled fritillary)
Lineage: Eukaryota; Metazoa; Arthropoda; Insecta; Lepidoptera; Nymphalidae
Source: the annotation of a GenBank genome assembly
AUGGGCAGGCUAAAUAACUCUUUCCUAUGGGGAAUAUUGUUUGCUUCGGCGACAUGGAGUAUAUCUUUGUACUUAUAUUGGCUGCUUAAUAUGAAUGGUGAAAAUAUCAUUAGUAAUACAGAAAACAGAGUUCAUUAUAAGUUAUUUAAUAGAGAAGAGAAGGAUCGUAUAAAAAACAAUGAUAAAUCUAUUGCAGCUUUGGAAGGUAAAGAUUUGUUAUAUGAUAGCCCUAAACAAAACAAUGAUAAGUAUGCGGGUAAAAUGUGGAAGUAUCAAAAUGAAAAAACAGCUUAUCAGAAAAAGAUAAUGUUGAGAGAAAAAUUUGCAAAUCAACUAGGAAUUAAGAGUGUGGCACAACCAGAUAAAAGUCUAGAGAAUCAAUUUGGACUAAUACAUAAUGCAGAAGAUGUUAGAGUUCGUGAAGAAGGUUACAGUUUACAUGCUUUUAAUACUCUGAUCUCUCAAAGAAUUGGAAAUCACAGAGGAGUGCCUGACACCAGGAAUAAGUUAUGCCGCACACAAAAAUUUCCUGAAAAACUACCAAAAGCAUCCAUCAUAAUUUGUUUCUAUAAUGAGCAUUUUGAAACACUUAUGAGAUCAGUUCACUCAAUAAUAGACCGCACUAAGCAAAUCCAUUUGAAGGAGAUUAUAUUAGUCAAUGAUUACAGUGAUAUAGAAGGCUUACAUGAAAAUGUACAGAAAGCAGUCAAUGAACUAAAUAGUAUUGUGAAAAAGGAAGAAGAAAUGCUUGAAACUAAUAACAUCGAAGGAGAAAAUAUAGUUGACUACAUAAAUGAUGACAGUAACAAUAAUGUAGAGAAUGUAAAAAAGACAACUGACUCAAAUGCAAAAUCCUUGAAAGGUUUGAAUAUACGUCUACUGAAAACAAGCAAGCGAGAAGGACUGAUUCGUGCGAGACUGUAUGGAGCUGACAACAGUGUUGGAGAUGUGCUAGUAUUUUUAGAUUCACAUAUCGAAGUGAACGUAGACUGGCUGCCUCCCCUCUUAACUCGCUUAUCCGAAGGUGUUGAUGGUGUGACAGUGAGGUAUUCUCCUCGCGCAGUCACUCCUGUAAUAGAUGUUAUAAAUGCAGAUACUUUCGAUUAUACGUCAAGCCCUUUGGUUAGAGGUGGUUUCAAUUGGGGUCUACAUUUCAAAUGGGUUAACUUACCUAAAGGAACUUUGAAAGAUGAUGAAGACUUUGUUAAACCAAUUAGAUCUCCAACAAUGGCGGGUGGACUGUUUGCUAUAUAUCGUGAAUAUUUCAAUUACAUUGGAAAAUACGAUCCCGGUAUGAAUGUAUGGGGAGGAGAAAAUUUAGAAUUAUCCUUCCGUAUUUGGAUGUGCGGUGGCAUUCUCGAGCUGAUACCGUGCAGUAGAGUCGGUCACGUGUUUCGUAAGCGCAGGCCUUAUGGUUUUGGUGAAAAGGAAGAUUAUAUGCUACAAAACUCAAUGCGAAUGGCUCGUGUGUGGAUGGACGAUUAUGUGAAAAAAGUUAUAGAACAAAAUCCAUCAGCAGCCCACGUGUCUGUAGGUGAUUUAUCAGAACGUGAACUGUUACGCAAGAAUCUCAAAUGCAAAUCAUUUAAAUGGUAUUUAGACAAUGUAUACCCUGAACUUGAAAUUGGAGAAGACAGUAUCGCUAAGAGAAAGAUAGCUGCAUUAAACGACCCGGAAAAAAAUAAGUUCCAACCGUGGCAUUCGAGAAAACGCAACUAUACAGAUUCUUUCCAAAUUCGUCUGAAGAAAACACCCUUUUGUGUGCAGAGUGCAAAAGAUAUAAAAAGCAAAGGUAGCGGCCUAGUUUUGGCUAAUUGCAUCAGGACGUUGAAUCAGAUGUGGUUUGAGACGGACAAACACGAGCUUGUAUUAGGGCGUAUGUUGUGUUUGGAUGCCACUAACAACGUGUCACCAAUCAUUGGCAAAUGCCACGAACUUGGAGGUACGCAGGAGUGGAAACACAAGGGCACGGCCGGGAGUCCCAUUUACAAUACAGCGGCAGGCAUGUGCCUCGGAGUUGAAAGAGCUGGUCGGGGGGAACCCCUAUUACUAGUUAUAUGUGACAAUGAGCCAACAAACCAAUGGGAUUUUGUCAGAACA